CUUGACCACAACCUGACGAAAGCCACUCCAAGGGCACAGAGCACAUAAGCCUGAGCUCAGAAGAAAUUCAUUGCCUCACUGACACAAACCAAAGUCAUAGCUUUUCUUUGCUCCAUUGGUUUAGGCUCACACUGCCCUAAAAAGCAGAACACAGAGAUGGCUGAGGCACAUCAGGCGGUAGGCUUCCAGUUCACUGUGCGCCCAGAUGGUGUGGACUUUAAACUGAGCCAAGAAGUCAUCAAAAAUAUCUACCUAUCAGGAGUGACAGCAUGGAAGAAGAAAGCCAUUCAAUUCAAGAAUGGUGUAUUGGCAGGAGUCUCCCCUGCCAGUCCCUCCAGUUGGCUAAUAGUUGUAAUUGCCAUGAUGAGCUCUUUAUAUAUCCACAUAGACCUGUCUAUGGGAAUGAUGGAUACCAUCAAGGAAAACCUACCAUAUCGAGACUGUAUGUCAGUACAGACACGAGCAGUGCUGAGUGCCAUCCUGUUUGCCACAGGACUGUGGCUGUUCCUCAUCUACCUCCUGAGAUACACUCUUAAAGCUCUUCUGUCCUAUCAUGGAUGGAUUUUUGAGUCCCAUGGAAAAAUGAGUACAUCAACUAAAGUGUGGCUGUGCCUGGUAAAGAUGUUUUCUGGACGCAGACCCUUGCUCUACAGUUUCCAGGCCUCCUUACCCAGGCUUCCUGUGCCCAGUGUGGAUGAUACAAUUCACAGGUACCUUGAGUCAGUUCGACCUCUGCUGGACAAUGAGCAGUACAAUAAAAUGGAGCUUUUGGCCAGUGAUUUUAAAGAAAACAAAGCAGCUCAACUGCAGAGAUGCCUAAUCUUAAAAUCAUGGUGGGCAACAAAUUAUGUAAGUGACUGGUGGGAGGAGUACAUUUACCUCAGGGGCAGGAGUCCUAUCAUGGUCAACAGUAACUUCUAUAUAAUGGACCUCUUGUACGUGACCCCAACACACCGUCAGGCUGCAAGAGCAGGAAAUGUGGUACAUGCCAUGUUGCAAUACAGACGCAAACUGGAACGUGGUGAACUUGCACCGCUGAGGGCUUUGGGGACUGUUCCUAUGUGUUCUACUCAGAUGGAGAGGAUGUUUAACACCACUCGCAUUCCUGGCAUUGAAACAGAUUUUGUGCAGCACCUGACUGAUCGGAAACACCUGGUUGUCUUCCACAAGGGUCGGUUCUUCCAGGUGUGGCUUUACACUGGAGGCCGUCACCUUUUGCCCAGUGAACUUGAAACACAGUUUCAAAGGAUUCUCAAUGAUACAUCAGAACCUCAACCAGGAGAGCUCAAACUAGCUGCCCUGACAGCAGGAUACAGGGUUCCAUGGGCUCAGGCUCGGAUAAAAUAUUUUAGCCAGGGCAUAAACAAAGUAUCCCUGGAUGCAAUCGAGUCAGCUGCCUUCUUCCUGACAUUGGAUGAUGAGCCGCAGGGUUACGAUCCUGCAAAGACCAACUCACUUGAUAGCUACGCCAAGUCCCUGCUGCAUGGAAAAUGUUAUGACAGGUGGUUUGACAAAUCUUUUACAUUGAUCUCUUAUCCAAAUGGAAAAAUGGGUGUAAAUGUUGAACAUUCUUGGGCUGAUGCACCAAUUGUAGGACACAUGUGGGAGUAUAUUCUAUCAACAGACUGCUUCCAUCUUGGAUACACUGAGGAGGGACAUUGUAAAGGGGAUGUGAACAAAAACCUGCCUCAUCCCACUCGAAUACAAUGGCAGAUUCCAAAUGAGUGCCAAAAUGUCAUUGAAACGUCAUACCUCUCAGCCAAGCAGAUAGCUGAUGAUGUGGACUUCCAUGGCUAUCUGUUUGCUGAGUUUGGAAAAGGCCUGAUCAAGAAGUGCAGAACAAGCCCUGAUGCCUUUAUUCAGCUGGCCUUGCAGCUGGCCCAGUUUAGGGACCAGCGUGUGUUCUGUCUGACGUACGAAUCAUCGAUGACACGUAUGUUCAGAGAUGGGCGGACAGAGACAGUGCGCUCCUGCACUUCUGAGGCGGUUGCAUUCGUCAGAGCCAUGGAGGACGCUGGUGCGACGAAUGCCCAGAGACUUGCCCUGUUUCGGAAAGCAGCAGAAAAGCACCAAAACAUGUAUCGUCUGGCCAUGACUGGUUCUGGGAUCGAUCGUCACCUUUUCUGUCUCUAUAUAGUAUCUAAAUACCUUGGUGUUGACUCACCAUUUCUUACUAAGGUGCUUUCGGAGCCCUGGAAGUUGUCCACCAGUCAGACUCCACAGCAGCAGCUCAAUUUAGUUGACAUCAACAAGUUCCCGAAAUAUGUGUGUGGUGGGGGUGGAUUUGGCCCUGUAGCUGACGAUGGUUACGGUGUGUCUUAUAUCAUUGUUGGGGAAAACCUCAUCACAUUCCACAUCUCCAGCAAGUUCUCCAGUCCUGACACAGACUCAUAUCGGUUUGGUCAGCAUAUUCAAAAGGCCAUGCUUGACAUCCAAGCUCUCUUCAAGCCUGAAAAUGAUAAGACAGCACAGAAUGCAAAGUAUGUCCAUCUGGAAAAUGGGAAAAAGCACAUAUAACAGAGAGUGUGGCAGGGUAUGUUGGAUUUGGAGCACAUACAACCUGUGACUCAGUCUUCAUUCAUAAAAAUAAAACAAGGCUCUGGUGACAGGUUGGGCUGCUGUGGUGAGUCACAGCACAGGAGCUUGGCAUUCCUCUCAGACAAAAACAAUAUUUAUUACACAUCUAUGUUUUUCCUGUUUAUAUUCCGGGAUAAAGAAAUGUAUUUCUUUUUACACAAUAGUUCCUCACAUACACAUACCACCCUCACUGUAUAUAAAUCCAAUGUAAUGUAAAUAAAGCUACAAUAUGUAUUUAUUCAUGAUCUUAUGAAAGCUGUAAAUAUAUCUGCCAAUGUGUUCUUGUAUUUGCAGAUCUAAAUUAUUUGUUAUGUGCCUGUAUUUAAGAAUUUGCUGUUGAUUUUAAGGCGGCUGUCAUUAGUGAUUAAAAAUAUAACACACUAAAUGCAA
Molecule: messenger RNA, 2967 nt
Organism: Maylandia zebra (zebra mbuna)
Lineage: Eukaryota; Metazoa; Chordata; Actinopteri; Cichliformes; Cichlidae
Gene: cpt1b
Product: carnitine palmitoyltransferase 1B (muscle)
Biological process (GO): carnitine metabolic process; fatty acid metabolic process; long-chain fatty acid transport
Cellular component (GO): mitochondrion
Molecular function (GO): carnitine O-palmitoyltransferase activity
Source: RefSeq, a predicted model, not a curated record